GAGUGGGCAACAUUAUAACGAUUUGUUUGCUGAGAUCGAGGCUCCAUUAUUCCCCGGGUGUCAAAAUUACACUUCAUUGAAUUUCCUAGUGAAGUUAAUGCAUUUCAAAGUGUUGGGAAAAAUUCCCAACAAAAUAUUUGAUGGAAUGCUGGAGUUGUUACAUGAUGCAUUUCCAGCCCCAAAUAAGCUUCCAAAAUCGCACUAUGCAGCGAAAAGGUUGUUGCGGAAACUUGGAUUGGGCUACGAGUCAAUCCAUGUCUGCAAGCAUGAUUGCACACUGUUUUGGAAAGAACAUGCUGGAAAAAGCAAAUGUCCUGUUUGUGGAGAGGAUGCGAUCCUCCACGUGGACCGUCAGAUAUCCCAGCUGAUUGUGAACGAGCGCCUCCAAGUAAACGUGGACACCAUAAGGGAUUGAACACGCGGGAAAAGAGGGAACAGUUGGGGCGUCCUCUCCCUCUCGAGUGGGAUGUGCGGGGGAGAACAUAUAAAGAGAUCGGAGAGUACAGCUCAAAUUUCUCAAGAGAGCUCGGAUUACUUGUUCGACAAUACACAGAUCCGGACUGUCCUCAAUGGUCAAAAGUACCAAAUGCCUCGAAAGAAAGAAUACUUGCACAUUUGGAAGAUGAUUUGUUUGAUAUUGGGCGUACUAGAUAUGGAGAAGGGCAUAUGCCUGGGAUCUUGAGAGGCAUUGAUACUUCGUGUGCUAAAAAGUAUUCUGACUGGAAGUACGAUAUUAAAGAGCAUUUAAUGAUUAAUGGGCCACAAAAUCGUUAUGGUGGUUGCACGGAUACGCAGUAG
Molecule: messenger RNA, 798 nt
Organism: Humulus lupulus (European hop)
Lineage: Eukaryota; Viridiplantae; Streptophyta; Magnoliopsida; Rosales; Cannabaceae
Exons: 4
Coding region: 310-798 (162 amino acids)
Source: RefSeq, a predicted model, not a curated record